Molecule: messenger RNA, 976 nt
Organism: Asparagus officinalis (garden asparagus)
Lineage: Eukaryota; Viridiplantae; Streptophyta; Magnoliopsida; Asparagales; Asparagaceae
Exons: 3
Coding region: 1-789 (262 amino acids)
Biological process (GO): plastid transcription
Cellular component (GO): plastid-encoded plastid RNA polymerase complex
Source: RefSeq, a predicted model, not a curated record
AUGACCGUGCAUUUCAAGUGCGGAUGGGUGCGUACGCAUUUGGGAUCGAAUGGGUUUUAUUGCAAAAUUUCCUCCGCUACAUUUAAUAACGAGAUACGGUCCUGGUCAGAUCUGAAGUUCUCUCUUUCUCCCAAAUCCCCAAAUCCAUCUCUCUCUCCCCAAAAAACCGAUCUCAAAUCCCUUCUCCUCACUCCGUCGUCGACUGCCGUCGACCCGACGAACGCUCCUGCUCUCGCCGUCGACUGCCGCCGACCCGACGAAGUUCGUGCUCUCGUCGUCGAUCCCUGCCGACGAAGUUCCUGCUCUCGUCGUCGUUCAGAUCUCGCCGACUCACAAAUCUCGCUCCUGCUCACAAAUCUCGCCGACGAACGCUCCUGCUCUCGCCGUCGACCGCCGCCGACGACCUCCGCCGCGAACUCCUCCAGACGAACUCCGCCAAAUCACAACAACCAGACGAAGAAAGAUGACAAAUUGCGCUACAAGAUGGAGCGUAUACCUUUUCUUGAAGAACAAGUGAGGAUGAUUAGAGAAACUGGAAAGAUAAUGUCUAUGGACAUCGCGAGGCUGUUGCUAUCAGAGGAGAAUAGGUUCGAUUUUGUGAACGAGGUGGCUGCUGAAGCUACAGAAUAUGUGGAGAACAACAGAGAUGAGUACGGAUCAAAGAAACCUAUAUUACAUGUACUCAGUAACCGGAUGAACGAGGCUGGAUUCAGUCGGCCAGAAGCCUAUUUGGAGCCUGAUCCUUUCAAGCCGGGGCCUGGAUAUCUGAGAAAUGAAUUGUAUGAUUAGCGAAUCUUUUCUAUUAGUUUGUCAAUUAUGCAGUAAGGAAUCCUUGUUACUUGAAGCAUGUAAUAAAUCCAGUUGUCUGCAUUUCAGAAAGUCUUGUUGCCAAGCUCUGGCUUUUGAUGUUGUUUCUGUGAAAUUCUCAUAUCUGGUGAUGAACAGCUGCUAAGUCUCGAGCAGUCUUUUGAUUGAA